AUGAGGAUUAAGUUAGUAGUUGGAGGGAGCACUCUGAAUGUCAUUAGCGCGUACGCGCCGCAAGCGAGUUUGGACGAGCAGGUUAAAAGGCGCUUCUGGGAGGCGUUGGAUGAGGUGGUGCAAUGUAUUCAACCUACAGAGAAGUUAUUUAUAGGAGGGAAUUUCAAUGGUCAUAUUGGGACGUCUGCUGGUGGCUAUAGCGAGGUGCACAGAGGCUUCGGCUUUGGGGAUAGGAACGGAGGAGGAACUUCACUGUUGGAUUUUGCUAGAGCUUUUGAGUUGGUGAUUGUGAACUCUAUUUUUCAGAAGAGGGCAAGGAGCAUUUGA
This is a messenger RNA of Nicotiana tabacum (common tobacco), 327 nucleotides long. The record is from RefSeq and is a predicted model, not a curated record. Lineage: Eukaryota; Viridiplantae; Streptophyta; Magnoliopsida; Solanales; Solanaceae.